Molecule: messenger RNA, 761 nt
Organism: Musca vetustissima
Lineage: Eukaryota; Metazoa; Arthropoda; Insecta; Diptera; Muscidae
Gene: mRpL9
Product: large ribosomal subunit protein bL9m
Exons: 3
Coding region: 3-761 (252 amino acids)
Biological process (GO): translation
Cellular component (GO): ribosome; mitochondrion
Molecular function (GO): structural constituent of ribosome
Source: RefSeq, a predicted model, not a curated record
AAAUGUUAAGAAACAUAUGUAAACAACCUUUAAACUUUUUGAAAACAAGUGCAAGUUUACAGCAGCAAGUUCGUACAACAUUCAUACUUAAACGCAAAUAUGAACCUCCACUACAUAAGAAGAAUCAAGCACCCAAAAAACUCCGAGGUAGACAUCAUAUCUAUGAGUUGGUUGAGGAUACCACCACUAAGAAACAACAGAAUAUUGAAGUGGUUUUGAAAACAUUUGUUGAGGGUGUUGGUGCCAAAGGGGAUGUCGUUUCUGUGAAAUCCAAUUUUGCCUACAACAAGCUAUUGCUGCCCGGAUUGGCCGUAUACAAAACGGAUGAGAACAUUGCCAUGUAUGCUCGCAAAGACAAUGAAAAAGCUGAUCUUGAACACAGUUCUCCUUUUGCUCAAAGGACGGUUAAUAUGCUGGAAAGUCUGAAUUUGUCUGUGAUCAUGAACAAAGAUCAUCCCUGGGUUAUUGAACCAUGGCACAUUAAAGCAUCCUUACGCAAGGCGGGGUACAUUUGCCAAGAAGAAUGCAUAACAAUUCCCAAGGAACCCAUUGAAGGUCCCGAUCUAAAUAAGGAGGGUAAGAUAUUCUAUUGCACGGUCACCAUAAAUAAUUUGGAGAAAGCUCGAUUGAAGUGUCGUAUCCACCACUGGAGUACAGAUCCCAGUGAACGCUUACCAUAUGUUUUUGAAUUUUGGAAAAUGCCUACUGAACCUUUGUUUGGAACAGCAGCAGAAGCCACGAAGGAAGAAGCUAAAAAAUGA